Messenger RNA from Colletes gigas, 1469 nucleotides. RefSeq names its product probable enoyl-CoA hydratase, mitochondrial (gene Echs1). The transcript is spliced from 8 exons. Lineage: Eukaryota; Metazoa; Arthropoda; Insecta; Hymenoptera; Colletidae. Gene Ontology annotation, biological process: fatty acid beta-oxidation. Gene Ontology annotation, cellular component: mitochondrion. The record is from RefSeq and is a predicted model, not a curated record. Gene Ontology annotation, molecular function: enoyl-CoA hydratase activity. The coding region runs from base 439 to 1326 and encodes 295 amino acids.
AAAUUGUAGAGUUAGAUAUUAAUGAAAUGAUAUUUACAAACAGUCUUAUUAAGAUGAAAUGAUAUUCUUAUCUUAUCUAAAUAAUUUGAAUAGAACAGAAGCAUUAAUGAUUAGAGUUUCGAUUAAGUCGGUACGCGACGCUGCAUCGCGUUAUCGGACCAUACUGUGCACGUACUAUUCUUCUAUUCUCACUCUCAAUCGGAGGAGAAAUUUCUAAAAGCAAGGAAAGGCAUACGGUUGUGUAUUAAAAAUGUGUGUUACUUUGCAUAGAGCUUAAGCUAUUGUACGACACGCAACAUCGUAUCACUGGAUAGUACUAGCUUAUUCCUCCACUCCCACUCUUAAUUGGAAUUAUCACUGUAGAGGAGUUACAAAGUUACUAUUCGAACAGUGUACACUUUUAUCCAGUUUUGCGGAUCUUAGGACAAGUUAAGUAUCAUGGCAACCAUGCGUAUCGGUCAAAUUUUCUUCGCCAGGUCCUUGCAAAUAAGCCGAAAACCACAACAGAUUAGGUCCAAUGUUAAAUACUAUUGCUGUCAUGCAUCAAACUAUGAAUUUAUCAAGGUUGAAACCAUGGGCGAGAAAAAAAAUGUAGGUUUGGUUACUUUGAAUAGACCAAAAGCACUGAAUGCUCUUUGUGAUAAAUUAAUCGCUGAAUUAAAUGAUGCAGUAACCAAACUAGACAGGAACAAUAGUAUUGGUGCCAUUGUACUUACUGGUAGUGAAAAAGCAUUUGCAGCUGGUGCUGACAUUAAGGAGAUGCAAAAUAAUACCUACGCAGAUACCAUAAGAGGUAAUCUCUUGAGCACUUGGAAUGAAGUUUCCAAAAUAACAAAACCUGUGAUUGCUGCUGUAAAUGGCUAUGCCUUAGGUGGAGGUUGCGAAUUGGCGAUGAUAUGCGACAUCAUCUAUGCUGGAGACAAAGCAAAGUUUGGGCAACCGGAAAUCACCAUCGGAACGAUACCCGGUGUAGGUGGCACCCAAAGAUUGACUCGCGUCGUCGGUAAGAGCAAAGCAAUGGAAAUGAUACUUACAGGAAACCAAAUCACCGCUGAAGAAGCAGAGAAAAGUGGACUGAUUAGCAGAGUCGUCCCAGCAGACAAGCUCGUUGCGGAGACGAUUAAAUUGGCUGAAAAGAUUGCCUCUCAUUCACAAAUGAUCGUUGCCAUGGCAAAGGAAUCCGUUAAUACGGCUUAUGAAACCACUUUGAAGGAAGGGAUUCACUUUGAGAAGAGAAUGUUCCAUGGUACAUUCGCGACGAGUGACAGGAAGGAGGGAAUGACUGCUUUUAUCGAGAAGCGACCACCUAAGUUCACAAAUCAAUGAAAAACGCCAUAUUGUUUACUAUUAAAUGUAUAACAAAAUAAGUAAACUAAUUUUUUUACUGAAUUUUAUAUACAUAUGUUAAAGGAGAUACUCUUUAAAUCUGUUAUCACGAGGAAAUGUUUUAAUAAACAUUUGUUUUGUGA